Molecule: messenger RNA, 2541 nt
Organism: Stylophora pistillata
Lineage: Eukaryota; Metazoa; Cnidaria; Anthozoa; Scleractinia; Pocilloporidae
Biological process (GO): negative regulation of protein ubiquitination; protein secretion
Cellular component (GO): apical part of cell
Source: RefSeq, a predicted model, not a curated record
AAAACAUUUGCACAUAGUAUCAUGAUUCCUCUAGAAAGUGCAACAGCUAUUUUACCCAGGAUGCCUACAGGACGGACAAUAUCAGGCGAUUUUCCAUUGACAAUCAUCAAACCUCCCAUUGUUGAUGUCAGAUGCAAAGCAGGUCCAUCUGCAAUUUCCAGUCCUAUUAUCCGUCUUUUGCGGAGUAGAAAUCAAAGAAAGAAUAGUUCAGCAACCUCUGUACGUAGUAACUGCAGUACCGGGAGCGAAUGCCAGCAGUUCUUGCGGGAGAGAGAUGAUGUUGUUGAAGGGGGAAAUGGAGCACUGCAAAAUAUGCAAAUCAAUUCUGUGGUCUGCGUUCAUAAACAAACUUCUUGCACAUUACCUGAUAAUAUUGGCAACUGUCACGCGAUUUCUUCCAGUCGAGGACGUUUGAUUUCAUCUGCUAAAGAACGCAGUACAAGCUUACAGGACGAACCAUUUGGUGCUGGUAAAAUCAAUGGGGAAGAAAAACUACAGCCAUGUAGAACAUCAGUAAUAAAAAUCAAAGAUGAUGUAGAUAAUCCUGAAAAGCAAAUAAAAGAGAAGGAAAACUGUCAACAGAAAGAAAUUAAAAUAAACAGCAAUGAUCCUGUGGUAGACGAGAAAAAGGAGGAAACAUGUGACUCUUCUGUAGUGGAGAACAUUAAACACGAUGAUAAUGCUGCUGAAAUGGAAAUCAAACAGAAAGAGGGGAGUUCUUGUGAAAAGGCAAACAAAAGGGCUAGAAAAAAAUGUAGCAAAUCAAAAUCACCCAGGAAAAGAAGAAACUCAUCAAAAACAGCUUCAGGGGGGUCUGGAUUAUUCACCAGACUUGCCAACCUAAAUAAACAAAAGAAGCACCAAGGUCUUCAAUUAAAUUCCAGAGAGGAAACAACAAGGACAAAUUCACACCAAUCAAAACACAACUGCACAAAAUACUUAAGCGUACAAAAACUACAUGCAGCUUAUGCACCAAAGAAAGGCAACAAGAGUAAUCCUAAUGAGAAGAACAACGGUAACAGAAUCCUUUUACCUAAAGUAUCUAAUACCAAUUUACUUAAUAUUAAAUCAAGUUCAAGUACACCUUCUCCUGGGAAACAACAACAAGAAUUAGAAAAUACCUCUUCAUUUUCUUCUUUGUCAUCACUGUGGAAAUUAUGGAACUCUGAAGAUGAAAGAGUUAAGAAGAUAUUCUUAUCUGAAGCACACUCCCGAAUGAUUUCAGGAGUACCAUGUGCUCCACCUUGUACACCUUCAGUGGAUGAACUGAAGAAAGUGGAAUAUAUUCCUUCACUGUCAGACGUUAAGAGUCAAAGAUUGGUUAAAACAAGACUGAUAACAAUAGGAAAUAAAAUGAGAGCUGAAGAACAAAAAAGGAAAGAGAAGGCAGCAAAAGAAGAGCAGAAAAGAGCAUAUGGUGCAACUUUACAACUUAAACAAAGGCAGAGAGCUGAGAUUUAUGCCCUAAAUAAGGUGAUGACUGAACUGGAGAAUGAGAACUUCAGAAAGUUCAUGGAAGAACAUUCAGCGGAGACACUUCCUGUGUAAAGAUAAUAAUUAAUAUAAACUGACUCCAAUCAUUGGCCUUACCCACUACCUGUGUUAACUAGCUGUAGUAGAUAUUACUUCUCCAAAUUCUCGGUCAAUAUUGUUAAUUUUUAUAACAUGGAUGGAAGAAACAGAUAUGGUUACACAGCAGCAAAGAAUCCUUGGUCUCUUCAUGUCUUUUUUUUUUUAACAGUUUUUACCUCCUUUGUGAUUGGUAGUUUAGACUGCAAAGAAUUUUCACUUUGCAAAGAAAACAAGUAAAUAAUAAUACUGUCCACUCAGAUAAAAGGAAUACAUAUUUUUAUUGGUCAAUAUAUAUUUUUUUGGAAGACAGAUGAUAUUGAUGUGACUGUUUUGAAAGUUUGUCCUUUUCUUGUUAUUUAAUUAAGAUCUUACUAUUUACUACACCAUAACAAUAAUUAAAAAUGAUAUUUUUCUAGAUAGUUGCAAAAAGUAUGCCAUUUAAAUGUAACUGACUGUAAUGAUAAGUGUCAAUUCCACAAUUUUCAUGUGAGAACAUCUUCUUCCCUCCUUUUCUCAUGAAAAUGUGGGAAAUAAUUAAAUCUCUGUUUAAAAGAAAGCUUAACUGUGAGCUAUGCAUGCAUAACACCCAAAAUGAUAACUACAUCAUUCUGAACAAAAAUAACACCAUCAAGAAGUCGAAUUAUUUCAUUUUCCUUUUUGUAACUGACAUAAACACAUUACAAACAUGCAAUUUUUAUUUUUAGGUAAAUACUAUUUAUAGAUAUUUGUAAUUGUUGACAAAGAUGAAGCUCAACAGAUGCUCUUUUGAGGAUUUUUAUUUAUAGUAUCAACAUUUGCGGUGUUUUUUAAUAGCAUUAGUGCUGUUAGUUGUUAGAAAGUCCAAAUCCAGGAAAAUACACAUGUACAUGUAUCACUCACCUAUUGUGCGAUGUAUAUUUGCACCUUCAAUUCUCCGGUCAUUGUCAGUCAAUCUGCUAUCAGAUUAAAGUGUCUAAUACCUGUGACAGG